This is a messenger RNA of Rotaria socialis, 1872 nucleotides long. Lineage: Eukaryota; Metazoa; Rotifera; Eurotatoria; Philodinida; Philodinidae. The record is from the annotation of a GenBank genome assembly.
AUGCGUGCAAUGGAGUCGGCUGAAAUUUCCACUAUAAAUGAUGGGAUAGCUGAAGCACUUCAAAUCAGUCGUAUUAUUUUUGAUAAAUAUCGAAGAAGUAUGAAGGCCAUUACAGUUGCCAUUCUUGGCGCGUGUUUGAUAUUUGUGGCUCAUGGAGUUCCGGUCUCUCGAAUUAACCAAGAUGCUGUUGAGCGUACAAUUUCAUCAUCUUACGCAAGCGGACUAACAAUAACUAGUGGGUUUUAUAUUCGAGAAGAUGCUAGCUCUGACGAGGUCUUUUAUUACCAAGCUAUUCAAGUCACUGCAUCAAUAUCUGGUACUUACAGUUUCAUCAGUGACAGUGAAAUCGACACGAUCGGCUAUUUCUAUGAAAACUCUUUCGACCCAUCGGUGCCAAGUGAAAAUUUAAUUUUAACUGAUGAUGAUGGUAACGAAAAUGGUCAGUUUCUUAUCGACGCUUUUCUCGAAGCCGAACGCGUGUAUACUUUGGUCGUUACAACAUUUGACUCAUCGAAAACAGGCCCUUUCUCAGUAUCAGUUAGUGGUCCAGGCGCUGUUGAUCUUAAUUCAUUUACACCAUCAACCAGUCGGCCUAUAGGUGCAACAACUACUGUGGCUCCUGUUUUGUCAGCCCUUUCGGGUGGACUGUCACCAGCUGCUGGAGUAUUUCAUCGACCCGACAGUUACAAUGAAGAUUCCUUUUAUUACCAGGCUAUUGAAGUCAGCGUACAAACAUCCGGUAUGUACAUUCUAACAAGUGACAGUAACCUCGACACAAUCGGCUAUUUCUAUCAUGAUUCGUUUGAUCCAUCUGUUCCGGAAAAUAAUUUGAUCACGGUUGAUGACGAUAGUGGAGAUAUCUCUUUACAAUUUGGUUUAGAAGUUUAUCUCCAAGCUGGAAACAAAUACAUUUUGGUGGUUACCACGCAUGAGACUCAGGCAACUGGAGAUUUCUCAGUAUUAACUAAUGGACCAGGUCCCAUCGAACUUACUUCAUUUACGCCAUCAACGAUUCAACCAGUACUUGCAUCAACUACUGCGGCUCCUAUUUUGUCAGCCCUUUCGGGUGAACUUUCACCAGCUGCUGGAGUUUUCAAUCGACCCGAUAGCUACGAUGAAGCCACUCAAUACUAUCAAGCUAUUGAAGUUAGCGUACAAAUCUCUGGUAUGUACACUCUAACAAGUGACAGUGAACUCGACACAUUUGGCUAUUUCUAUCAUGACUCGUUUGAUCCAUCACUACCGGAAAAUAAUUUGAUCAUGGCUGAUGACGAUAGUGGAGAUAUCUCUUUACAAUUUGGUUUAAAAGUUUAUCUUGAAGCUGGAAAUAAAUAUAUAUUGGUUGUUACAACACAUGGAACGUACGAAACUGGCGAUUUCUCAAUAUUAACUCAUGGUCCAGAUCAUGUAGAACUUAAUCCAUUUACGCCAUCAACCAGUCAGCCUUUAACUGCAGUAACCACUCCAGCUAUUGUUUCAUCAGCAUUUUCCAGUGAAUUGCCAUUCGACAACUUGAAAUUUGCACGACUCGAUUAUGGUGGUGAGGUAAAGGAUAAUGCUGAAUACUACUAUCAAGCUAUUGAAGUAGUUGUAUCCGCAUCUGGCAUGUACACUUUCAAUAGUCACAGUGACUUUGACACCAUGGGCUAUCUCUAUGAUACAUCUUUCGACUCAUCCAAACCAAAUGAAAACUUAAUCAUUGAGGACGACGAUAGUGGUGAUGAAAUUCAUCAAUUUGGUUUCAAAAUUUCUCUCGAAGCCGAACAUACAUAUGUUUUGGUUGUUACAACACAUUUAGAGGAACAAAUAGGUAGUUUCUCUGUAUCAAUGAAAGGUCCAGCCUCCGCUGCUCUACGAUCAAGCGCAAAAUAA